Messenger RNA from Phlebotomus papatasi, 3000 nucleotides. RefSeq lists its product as uncharacterized. The coding region runs from base 532 to 1380 and encodes 282 amino acids. The record is from RefSeq and is a predicted model, not a curated record. Lineage: Eukaryota; Metazoa; Arthropoda; Insecta; Diptera; Psychodidae. The transcript has a single exon.
AAAGAUGUAUUCUCUCUCCGGAAAGAGAGUUGGGAUGGUUGGUGGAGUCUUCUUCAUUGACGACCAGCGAUGAUGAUGACGGUGUAUUCCAAGGUGGAUUGCUACCAAUCUUCACGAGUGGCACAAAGUGAAAGAGGGAAAAGAAAGACAUGGUGAGAGCCAGUGCUGAAGAGAGAAGAUCAGAGCCUAACACGGGGAGACCGACCCAUUGGGAAGUCACCAACACUCAAGUAUAUGCACCGCUUAAGAGGUAAAAGAGCAGAAUUGUGGACUCUCUCUGGUGGGGAAUCAUUCGAAAGAGGUAUCAUAUAAAUUGGCUGUACGUUCUGCAAACGGUAUCAUAUCAUCCUUGCAUCUAUUCGACGCCAGUUGAGAGAAAACACCACGGAGUGAUUAUUGUGCAUUCGAGAGAGCAAUUCUUUGUAUUUCGAGGGUUGUUUUCACCAAAAUUUUGUUAAUUUUUUAACCAAAAAAAAAACAAGUUCCGACUUAGGGCUGUUGCACGAUAGAUUCAAAUAUCCUCCCUCGCAAAUGGCAAAGUUAGUUAUUGGAAUUUUGUGUGUUGUGGCAGUGGUGACGGCACUUCCGGCCGAGGAAACACGGGGUCACUCCAGGAAUGCCGUGAGCACAGACAACGAUCUCCUCGAUGGCAUUUACCACGACUGCAUUAACAAGGACUCAGUGUCAUGUGUGAAGUACAAGCUGUUUAAUUUUGUUGACAAAGUUGUGAUGCAAAAGAACGUGUUCCCACUCACGGAGGGUGUUACAAUUGUGAAGACACCUGGGGCUGAAUAUGAGGGUGCCCCACGAAGCAUCGCUGGUGAUGAAUCUGUUGAAUCUCUGGUGUGGAGCCGUCUUCAGCACUUCCUGCACACGCACACCAUCAAGGUUGACCUUAAAGGAUCUGAUGUGGUGAAUGCUGUUGCAUCCACCGGACGUGCCCUGGAGGAUGUGUCGGACAACCUGUUCGGCGAGGAGGAAUCCACAGCUGCUGGUGAGAGUCGUGGCAAGAAGAAGAAGGCUGCCAAGAUCCUUGGACCCCUGCUCCUGGCUGUAGCCCUCAAGGCUGCCGCUCUCCUGCCCCUCCUCCUCGGAGCCAUUGCCCUGAUUGCCGGCAAGGCCCUGCUUGUUGGCAAGAUUGCCCUCGUGUUGUCUGCCAUCAUUGGUCUGAAGAAACUCCUGUCCCACGAGAAGCACGUCACUUACGAGGUCGUCGCUCAUCCACACCACUCCUCCAGUCAUUCAUCCAGCCAUGGUGAUGCCUUUGUAGGCUCUGGCUUUGGUGGUGGUGACGUCGGUGGUUACGGUGGAUCCGGACACGGUGGCUGGGGACGUUCCGUGGAUGCCCAGGAUCUGGCCUACAAUGCCCAGAAACCCUAAACGAACCAUCACUGACCCACUUUCACGACACUCUUAGGCCAAAGUCCUCCCACUCUCACCCAGAGAGUACUGGACGAUGAAUUUCUUUAAUUUUUAAAAAGAAACUCUAUUUAAUCUCUCUUUCGUAGGUCCACAACUUACUAUCCUACCUUCCUAAUUUAUUUUAUUUCAUUUCAAGCAAUCUCUCUAAAAAAAGACGAAAAAAAAUAAUGAAAAAAGAGUAGAAUAUUUAUACAACGCAUCUCAGAUGAAGAUAUGUUUUUAUGUUUUUAUUUUAAUUAAUGAGAAUAUUUUUAUUAGCUAUUCUUCUUCUAGACUCAGUACCGCCAAUGCUCGGGGCUUUGUAAGGUCAAAGUACGAUUGUGGAAGGCAAUUGCACUUUGACAAAUAGUGUUUGUUAGGUUCGUAAAAAAAACACUUAAUUUAUUUAUUUAUAUUUUGUAAUAUUGAUACAAGAAAAGCAAAAUAAUCGACGAUGAACUUAAGACGAACAAACAGAAAUUAUUGUAUACUUUAGAAAACAAUGACUAACGAAACAAAAUUUCUAUCAAUGAAAGAUAUUCUUUGGAAAAGAUAGAAAACAAACAAAUCUAUUGUAAAAUCCUUAAAAUGGAUUCUUCUCUAAUUCUUUCCUAUAGAACAUAAGUUUAUUGUAUAGUCUUUUUAAGAUGUACAAGAUCUUAUUUUCAUUUUCAAUCUUCUGCUAUUAUUUUACUUAAGAAAGAUGUCAGAAGGGAGCAAAAUUGUCACUAAAAUCUAAUUCUAUUUUCUCAUCUAUCUCAAGUAGUGCAAAUGAUAACACUUUUCUAUCUUAAUUUCAAUCUCACCUUCAAUUUCCAAAAAAAAAGAUAAAACAAAAAGAAGCACAUCUAUUGUGAAAGUAUUAUAAACUAUUUAACUAUUUACUAUUAACUAUUUCUAUUUUUAAAAAAGAAUAAUUUUAUAAGACUUACCUCGACUUUCUCUAUUAUGUAUAAAUAACUUAUUACUUUAUUUCUUUCUAGAAAAUCUAUGACUGUUUUUUUCACAAAUUUUCUCUGUGAAUUCUAUAUGCACCUCAGAUAAAUAGUAAGAUUAUAAAAUGAAAAUGAAUGAGACAAAUUUAACUCUUGUAAUAUUUACAACUUCACCUUCUAUAUAAAAUUGUACAUAAAACAACUUGCAUUCUUCUAUAAAAUACUUAACAUACUUGCUCUGUUUUAUUUGUCUUCUCCUUGUAGAUUGACCUUUUAUUUAUUGUCUUGAGAUUUGCACUCUUGUACUCAGCUGCCUCAAAUUGCGCCAUUAACUUGCCAUAGAAAUUUAUUGUUGCUGUUUAGAGACACCUUUCUAACAAUUUCUCUCUCUCACAAUCUUUCUUCUUCACCUGGAUUUUAUCUUUUAUCUCCUAUACCGCAUUCUUUAUUCUUUUCACGUGCAACAUACCAUCGACAUACUAAAAAAAAAAUCACAAGACUUCAGAAGCUUCUCUUCGACGUGUUACAAUUAUUUCCGACCAAAAAUCUCUGUCUUACUCCAGUAGUUUACAUCUUUUUGUGAAUCUUUACCAUCCCAGCAAGAAGCAUCAUUUUAUUAUAUUUUGAUAUACAUAAUAAAGAAGGUAUAUAAAAAAAAGAAAAA